AUGUCACAGCCCCGGCACCGCUCGAUGGCUCACCUGGCACGCCUCGGACGUGUCACCGUCCCUGAGGCGCCGCACACGCGCGCCGAGGAGCCCUCGCGGGGAGCUCCCCGCACGCCGCGCGGUUUGGCACGCGAGGGUGCCCGCCCCGGCGGGGGGAGCGGGGCUCUCGGGGCCCCGGCAGCGGGCCGGGCCCGCGGCGCCCUCGCAAGCCCCGAGGCGGGGCCGGGACCACCCUCCCGGCAGCGGCGGCGGCGGGAUGCGGCUGCCGGAGCUGUGCCUGGCUCUCUGCGCCGCCGUCCCCGGGACCGACUCCACGGGGGCGGGCCGGGAGCAGCCACCGGGCGCGGCAGCAGCUGCGGGGAGGGCGGCGUAGGCGGGACGCGGGGGGCCGGGGGCGGCCGCUCCCCGGGCCGGCGGCGUGGACCCCCGGCAGGCGUGGAUGCUGCUGGCCGGGAGCCCCGGCCAGGCGAGCAGCAGCCGGGCCCGGGGCAGGACGGGCACAGCAUGGUGAAGGAGCAAGUGAAAACACGCAGGAAGGCCUGGGAAGGACGUGAGGAAGAGGAGGAAAGUGAAGGCAACCCACAGGCAGGGUCCCAUCGUCGUGUGGAAGCAGCCUUCCGCUGCCAGACGUGUGAAAACAUCUCCAUCGAGCAGAGAGCUCGGCUGGAGCUGCAGCUCUACUACAUUCCGGAGAAGGAGGGGAUGUUCCACUGUGGCCCAGGGCUGAACCUGACCAGCGGGCGGUAUACAGUCCCCAUCACGGGCUACUACACCUUCACCGCCACACUGCACAUAGGGAGCAGUGAGGAAGAGGCAGUCGUCCAGGGGAACCGUCUGCGGGUGCUGAUCUGCGUGCAGUCCUGCUGCCAGCACAACAGCAAUCUGGAGACCGUGUCCGGUCCGGGCGAGAGUGGUAGUGACCAUUUCACCAUCUCUGUCACUGGAGUCCUUUACCUACAGGAAGCGCAGCUGGACAGUACACCUGUUUUUGUGGACAACACUGCAGGCUCUCCCCUCACCAUUCAAAGUGGCUCCGAUUUCAGCGCCAUUCUGCUGGGGGUGUGAAAAGGUGCUGGGCACCACGCAGGGAGCUGAACCCGUGCCAGGAGUGGCCAGACCUUUCCCUCUGCCAGCCACCAUCGCACCUGCUCUGCUCAGCACUGAGCCCAGGGAAGACUUCACACUGCUGCAGAAGCUGCAGAACCACCUGCAGCC
Messenger RNA from Falco peregrinus (peregrine falcon), 1215 nucleotides. RefSeq names its product erythroferrone-like. The record is from RefSeq and is a predicted model, not a curated record. Lineage: Eukaryota; Metazoa; Chordata; Aves; Falconiformes; Falconidae. Gene Ontology annotation, molecular function: hormone activity. Gene Ontology annotation, biological process: positive regulation of insulin receptor signaling pathway; positive regulation of D-glucose import across plasma membrane; negative regulation of gluconeogenesis.